Messenger RNA from Strongyloides ratti, 1428 nucleotides. RefSeq names its product Protein kinase domain and Serine-threonine/tyrosine-protein kinase catalytic domain and Protein kinase-like domain-containing protein. Gene Ontology annotation, molecular function: ATP binding; protein tyrosine kinase activity. Gene Ontology annotation, biological process: protein phosphorylation. The transcript has a single exon. The record is from RefSeq and is a predicted model, not a curated record. Lineage: Eukaryota; Metazoa; Nematoda; Chromadorea; Rhabditida; Strongyloididae. Bases 1 to 1428 code for a protein of 475 amino acids.
AUGGCAAAGUUUACAAAUUUUGUUUGUAAUCUAUUACAUAUUAAUUAUAAAAAUGAAAAUCAAGAUAAUGUUGGAAAAUUUUUUUAUCCAAAGACAAUAUCAUUAUCACCAUUAGAACAUAUUUAUGGAUUAGUAUGGAUGCCAAAAAAUGUUAAUUGUUAUGAAAGAGAAUUAUUAUAUUCUAUACAUUCAUUACCAUUUUAUUUUGGUUCAUUAUUAGAGGAUGAUGAUGUACAGGUACAACUUCUUAUAAAUUGUGGUGAUUGUUUUUUAACAAAUCCCCCACAAACAACAUAUAAUAAUUCAUCAUCAACAUCAUUACUAUCACGUAUAAAAAUAUUUAAUUCAAAAAAAUGUUGUCAUACUUUUUCACAUUAUAUUUUAACAGCACUUGGAACAAAUGAUACUAUAGUAAAAGCUAAUGUUAUAUUUAAACGAAACACUUUUGUACUUGAAAAAUUACCAGAUAUUGAUAUACAUACAUUUAUAGCAGAAAAUAAUCUUAAUAUGAUGUCAAGACCAUGGUUUAUUGAAAAAAAACAAAUUAUCAGUGGAAAAGGAAUAAAACAAGCACAACCAUUUGUAUUGUCAAUUGAAGAAAGAAAACAAUAUUUUAGAAUUGGUAUACUUGAAAGAAGAAUUCUUAAUUUAGAUAAUUAUAGAAAAAUUCCUGUAUCUGUUUUGUCAUUAGAAGGAUAUGAUAGAGAAUUACAAAAAAAAUUAAUUGGUGAAGCAAAUUGGUUAAGAAAUUUUGGUAAUAUUCAUAUUGAAAAAUUAUGGGGUUUAUGUUCUGAUGAUGGUGAAUGUAUGAUAAUAUUAGAAGAAAUUGUAUAUGGAUCAUUGGUUCCUUAUCUAAGAGCCGGAAAUAGAAAUGAAGGACAAUUAAUAAAUUUUUGUUAUCAAAUCUCGAAAGGAUUGCGUUAUUUGGAAGAUCAUGAUUUUAUACUUUAUCAUUUUAAUAUUUAUUAUCUUUAUUUGACAUAUAAUUAUACGAUAAAGAUAUGUUUAAUCGGUAGUUCAAAAGAAGAAUUGAUAAUGAGUAGCCCAAAAAAAUUGUACGAUUAUGAGGAAGCAAUAGUUUGGUUACCACCAGAAUGUUUUGAAAAAAAUGGUACUUUUAAUUUUUCAUCACUUUCUUAUAUUUUUGGUAAUGUUGUAUGGUCAAUAUUUAAUAAUGGUAAAAAUCCUAUUUUUGAUAUGAGUAAAGAAAACCGGAAAAGUACAAAUAGUUUAAAUAGUGGUAAAAACUUUACUUUUUCUGAUAAAAGUUGUAUAAAGAAGAAUCAUUUAAAGAAAUUAAGAAUGUUUCAAAAUUGUAUACCUAAAAGUAUCAUUAAAAAUGUUUUAUUAAAAUGUUGGGAUGUAAACAUUAAAAAUAGACCAAAUUUUACUACAUUAUGUAAAGAAAUAAAAAAGCUUCAAAUAUAA